AUGAACUCUACCAGACCAGAAACAGUUCUGGGUUUUGGAACUUGGACUCAAAUAGUCGACAGGUUUUUGUAUUGUGCAAACUCUUCAAAGGAAACAGGUGGAAGUAAAACGAUUUCAGGUGAAAAUUUACCUGCACAUAGUCACUACAUAGAUUUAAGUACAUCUCAAGCAGGUUGGCAUAAGCAUAGAUAUUGGGAUUGGUCAGCAAUGAUAAAAGGUAAAGGAUAUGAUGUUAAAGACAACGUUAAGUUUGCUAUAGAUUGUUACUGGAGUAACACUGAGGGAGGAGGAAACCAUACACAUCGCGUUUCAGGAUAUACGCAAACAACGGGACAAAGUAAAGACUACAUGCCACCUUACAUGACAGUUUACGCAUGGUAUAGAAAUGCUUAG
Trichomonas vaginalis G3 is the source of this 393-nucleotide messenger RNA. Its product is annotated as phage tail repeat-like family. The record is from RefSeq and is a predicted model, not a curated record. The transcript has a single exon. Lineage: Eukaryota; Parabasalia; Trichomonadida; Trichomonadidae. The coding region runs from base 1 to 393 and encodes 130 amino acids.